AUGGCUAUCGAAACUGGUAACCGCAGCGCCACUGCAGUCAACCUGGACACUGUGAUUCAGAGCUUGCCCGCAUGCAAGCGCUGCCGAGAUUGUCGCCGUGGCUGCGACACACUGCUCCCGAAAUGCCGACAAUGCACCAAAGCCGGUGUUGAAUGCGUGUAUCAUGAUCCCGGCCGUGGCGCCCUCGUUCCUCGCAGUUACAUAUCUGAACUCGUUGAUCACGUGCGUAGACUUGAAGCACGGAGUAACCCAUCUCCGGCGUCUUCAGUAGACACACCACAAAGUGCAAGCUUCAAUGCAGCCACAAAAGCUGAGCCAGUCCUGCCUGGCAGUGGCCUCCAGUGUGAGCAUCACUUUGCGUACGCUGCGGACAGUUACCGAUACCUGGGUUCGGAGUCGUGUCUCUUGAAGUCACCGAGGUUGCAAUCUACUUAUGUUCGUUCUCCGUUCGACGAAGAAGACGACUUUGUUUUAGAGUGGAAGUCUUCACCGCAAAAACUACACGAGCUCGUCGAGGAGUACCUGGAGUGCAUACAACCAGUGUACCCUGUAAUCGAUAUGUCGCAACGAUACCUCACCCUAGAUGUUCCUACACAUCUUGCGCCUGUCGAAACUUUCUCCCUCAACAUGAUCUAUUCAAUCGCAUGUCAUAUAAUUCCCAAUACUGCCAAAAGACAAGACGCUCAAAACCUUUGGCAGUCGUCAGGUAAGCAGGCCCACUAUCAGGCCAACUGCCUCAAGUAUCGCAACCUUGCCGGCAAGUUCUACGACAAAGCCAUGGAGCAUGUCGAAGCAGCCACCCUCGAGCCUACUAUAGACACGCUUCGAGCAGUGUUGUUGAUGGCAAUCAACAGCCUGUUCGAUCCGAAAACCGGCAACAUUGGACAACAGAUAGCGCUUGCUGCGCGCAUCGCCUACAGCCUGGAGGCGACGGCAGAGCAAGAAGGUUCAUCAACGAACACUGAAGAGCUACUUCGAAACAUGCAUAUGACCAUCUUCAGCAUCGAGAAUGAGAUUGCGUCAACCCUAGAUCGACCUGCAACAUUCCCGGAACCAAACUGGGAGCUUUGUUUCGACAAGGCCAGGCCAGCUGAGUAUAUGUGUUCACUGUUUCGCUUACAGCAUCGAUUCCGUAACGGCGAUUCAAUUGCAAAGGCCAAUGUGAAGAAGAUGCUGCCACGUCUUGAUGAAAAGGCUGAGCUGCUCCCCGUUGUACGCAUCGCCUUGCAUACAACGGUGCUUCUCUUGGAUCCUAGCUGGGGUAGUGCAUGGUAUGUGCUUGAGGCUGUCGUGAGCCUGGGCGGCACGUAUACAUUUCUCACGCCGCACUGGGUCUAUCGAGCUGGUACAAUCAUCAUUCAAAACAUGCCAGAGAUCUAUGAAGGCAAUGUCAUCCAGCUCUAUUCCAACACAGUUCAUGUUCUUGAACUCUCGUCCUGGAAAUGGCCAAGCUCUGCCGCUCUAAAUGCGUCCCUGGCUGACCUCAUGACACACAUGAAAAGCAAGUAUAGGCCCAAUUGGGCAGACAAACUCCGACUAGGAGAUGUCAGUAUAUGA
Messenger RNA from Ascochyta rabiei, 1557 nucleotides. RefSeq lists its product as uncharacterized. The transcript has 7 exons. Bases 1 to 1557 code for a protein of 518 amino acids. NCBI's taxonomy places the organism in Eukaryota, Fungi, Ascomycota, Dothideomycetes, Pleosporales, Didymellaceae. Gene Ontology annotation, biological process: regulation of DNA-templated transcription. The record is from RefSeq and is a predicted model, not a curated record. Gene Ontology annotation, molecular function: DNA-binding transcription factor activity, RNA polymerase II-specific; zinc ion binding.